Molecule: messenger RNA, 483 nt
Organism: Capronia epimyces CBS 606.96
Lineage: Eukaryota; Fungi; Ascomycota; Eurotiomycetes; Chaetothyriales; Herpotrichiellaceae
Exons: 1
Coding region: 1-483 (160 amino acids)
Source: RefSeq, a predicted model, not a curated record
AUGGCGAAACAACCCGACCACAGCCAGCACUCCAGCGAAGAGGCCAUUGCAGACCUCUGCAAAGUGCUGGUCCUCCAAGAGUUUGAGGAAUCGACAGCAAAAUACGCACUACCACAACUCACCCACGAAAUCCGCGCAGCUGCAUUUGCAAGUCUUAUGAGGUUGGGAAUGGAGACGUACCAUCACAACAUGGCCAAGGCCAGACACUUCGUCGAGCACAGAAAGCAAGAGCUCGAGAGUGAACUGCGACGUGAGAAAUUCUUGGAGGAGUUGAAGAAUGCGGUCAAACACCUUGAUGCCGCGCUAUCGUCGUAUGAUGGAGAGAAGCCGGAUUUCUCGCCGGCUCCUAAGAUCAAUAGUACCGACAAGAGGAAGAAGAAGUCAGAUACGGUGGAAACUGAGCUGUCUAAGUUGGAAGGCUUGACUGAGAAACUCAAAGCAAAUCUUUCUCCACACCGCAACAAGCGACCGAAACUGGGUUGA